Messenger RNA from Closterium sp. NIES-67, 1435 nucleotides. NCBI's taxonomy places the organism in Eukaryota, Viridiplantae, Streptophyta, Zygnematophyceae, Desmidiales, Closteriaceae. The record is from the annotation of a GenBank genome assembly.
CAGGGAAAAAAGCUAGCAUUGGUCUUGGGAAGCAUUGCCUGGCCUUGGGAUUAUAGUCAGCUCCACUAUUUCUCCACACUCCUUAUGUUCAGUCCCGCCACCUAGGUUACUCCAUACCUCGUGUCACUAUUGUUCUCUCCCCGCAUUUGUUCAACCAUGGCUGGCGUGACUCGAGGCGCUCUCUCGUUAGCCAUCCCUUUACUCCUACUUUUGGUCGUCACGUCCGCGCAGCAGCUCUGUCCGUUCACGGGCAAGCCCCCGACGAAGCCCACAAAGCCGCUGUACCGAUGCGUGGCGGAGAGCGAGCUCGCGUGCUGCUCGGCGUGCGACGACUGGGUCACCGCGGCGACGGUGAUCGGACAGAACGGCUCGAGGAUCCUGGGAACGCUCUUCCCUCCGGACAUCACUUUUGAAGCGCUGGACAAGUUCAAGGCCACGCCGUUUUGCGGGUUUCUCGCGGGAGGCAGCAGCACUUGUCUGCAGCUGAUCGAGGGUCUCUACUGCGCCAUAAUGUGCGACCCUGACGGGAGCAGGUACCUCUCCAUCGACCUCGCUCCCUCGAAAAAGCUCGCCGACAGCAACGGAACGAUCCGCAUCUGCAACGACUUCUCCAACCGCGUGUACGAGGCGUGUCAGAGCCUGAGCUUCCCUGGUGUCGCGCUGACGAUCGCAAGCCUGAUCAAGAAUCCCUCGAAAUUCCUCUCAAUGGUCGUCACGCCGCUUGCCGGAACGGCAACCCCCCUCGCAAACCUCAACACCGAGCUAGUUCCUGCUGAAAGCGGCACCGACACUUGCUUCUCGACCACCCCAGGAGAUGUGUACGCUCAAACACCCCUUUGCUGCGAUAGGCUAACGGGGUUCCCGGUGGAGUGUCCCAAGGACCCUCAGUACGCGGAUGUGAAAGACGUCCUUUCGUUUGUGGUGAAUCGGACGGUGCCUGCAACUUGCACCUCUACUUCUAACAGCCCUGUUUCUACACCCGGUGGGUCUCCUCCCACCGUUUCUCCACCCACUGCAUCUCCACCCACGGCGUCUCCACCCACGGCGUCUCCACCCACGGCAUCUCCACCCACCGGGACUCCAUCCACCGGGACUCCAUCCACCGGGACUCCACCCACCGGGACUCCACCCACCGGGACUACACCCACCGGGUCUACACCCACCGGGUCUACACCCAAUGGGUCUACAUCAAACAGUGGCUCAUACAGCAAGGGUGCAACGUCGGGUGGGGUGCUUAGGGGUGGGGUGUGGUGGGUAUGGUGCCAGGUUGUGCUUGCUGCACUGGUGCUGCCUGUAGUUUUGUUGCAUUGAGUCAGCUGGAUUUGGCUUGACUAGGAGGCUGACAGCUAUUUUGUAGCUGGGUUGAAGGAUAUCGUAUUUGGAACAAACAAGGGUUUUUUUGUAUUCACUUGAUUAUUAAAGAGAGUGUUCUUAC